AUUUUUCUGAUGGUGGAAUUGGAUAUGUUGAAAUGCUAUUUAGGUGUAAUUAUUUAGCUCUGGUUGGUGGUGGCAAACGACCUAGGUAUCCACCAAAUAAAGUUAUGGUUUGGGAUGAUUCACAAGAAAAGCAUGUAAUUGAGCUUGAUUUCACUUCUGAUGUAAAAGCUGUGAAGCUGAGAAGAGAUAGAAUUGUUGUGGUAUUGGAAACCAUGAUUAAAGUAUAUACAUUUACUCAGAAUGCACAGUUACUUCACAUAUUUGAAACAUGCUCAAACUCCAAAGGUUUAUGUGUUUUAUGCCCAAACAGCAACAAUUCUCUACUAGCAUUUCCAGGUUGUAAAAGUGGUCAUGUUCACAUAGUGGAUUUAGCAAAUACAGAGAAAGCUCCUUUAGAUAUAGCUGCUCAUGAAGCUGCACUUAGUUGUAUUGCUUUGAAUUUAGUUGGAACAAAAAUUGCUACUGCAUCUGAAAAGGGUACACUGAUAAGAAUCUUUGAUACAUCUUCUGGGAAUUUGUUGAAUGAAUUAAGAAGAGGAGCUAACCAAGCAAAUAUAUACUGCAUAAAUUUCAACUUUGAUUCUUCUCUCAUCUGUGUAUCAAGUGAUCAUGGAACAGUUCAUAUUUUUGCUGUAGAAGAUAGUAAGAGGAACAAACAGUCAAGCUUAGCAUCUGCAUCAUUUUUGCCCAAAUAUUUUAGCUCUGUUUGGAGUUUUUCACGUUUCCAAGUGCCUGGAGGGUCACACUGUAUUUGUGCGUUUGGAACUGAGCCUAACUCUGUUAUAGGAAAUACUUUGUCCACUUUUACAGGAUACUUUUAACAGUGUUGCAUUAAAAAUAUUAAAAAUGAAGCUGUCUGUAUUUAUAAAUGAUUGAAGAUUUAAUAUAUAUAUCAUACAAUUCAUUUUGCUAUUUAUUUAAUGAAAUAGCAUCUAAUAAAACAUUCAUUUUUUUAUUGUGGCUGAAUUAAUUAUCAGUUUGCAAAGUUAAUUUGUGUUAAAUGUUAUUUUGAAUCAUCAGUGUGUAGAAAUAUUUCUCCUUGUUUAGUUUCCUUUAACAAAUUUAAAUUCUCGUAUGUAUUUUUUAUAUUCUAUUUGAAGUUAUUAAAUGAUAGAUUAUAUCCAAAAUGGUUUGCCUUUAUGUACUUUACCAUAGUUGCUGUUUCUAAAAUAUCAUGCAUAAUAUAUCAUGAAGUUAGUCAUUCUGUGAGGUAUUUCAUUUCGUUUUACAAAAUGUGUAUCCACAAUAAUUAUCAUUUGCAUAUGUCAUGCUUAUUUUCCACUUGGAAAACAAGUUUCAACACUUAUUAAUUUUAUGCAUCAAAAUAAUGUAUCUCUUAUGAGUCUUAAGUUGGAGAUUUAAAUUCAUUUUUAUUAUACUGAUUUAUUUUAUUUUGCAAAAUAAUUUACACCCGGUAGUGUAAAUGUUAUCAAGUUCUUCCUUGACCAUACAAAAUCCAUGUCAGAUUUGGUGCAGUUUUUUCCUAAGAAUGUAUUACAGAAAACAGCUUGGAUUUAUGAGAAUGAAUAAAUACUUCCAGUUUCAUGUUUGUAAAAUGAUUUAUCUCCAAUAUAGUGCUUGUCAUUGAAUUUGAUGUUUCAAACUUGAUGUUACAAUGAAAAUUUGUCAUAAAAACCUUUCUCAAUUAACUCUGUGUUAAUUGCACUUUAUAUCUGUUUGAAAAUAAAUUAUAUUAGAUUGUAAAUUGUAUCAUAUAUAUGUAUGGUAAAUAUUUUGUGAUAAUGUAAAAUAUUUUGUUAAAAAAUAAAAAAAAAAUGUACAGUUCUAA
Stegodyphus dumicola is the source of this 1789-nucleotide messenger RNA. Its product is annotated as WD repeat domain phosphoinositide-interacting protein 3. Lineage: Eukaryota; Metazoa; Arthropoda; Arachnida; Araneae; Eresidae. Gene Ontology annotation, molecular function: protein binding. The record is from RefSeq and is a predicted model, not a curated record.